Molecule: messenger RNA, 2199 nt
Organism: Paramisgurnus dabryanus
Lineage: Eukaryota; Metazoa; Chordata; Actinopteri; Cypriniformes; Cobitidae
Source: RefSeq, a predicted model, not a curated record
AAUUGUAAUGCUAUUCAUUUGUUUGUCUGUCUAAACAAUUGCUUAAAAGUGAUACAAUUGUCUUUCUUUAAAGGUUAAAACAACAUUUUGCUUUUCCAAUGAGCAUUUUCAUCCAAGCACCUUCAUGAAGGGUUUGGAUUUACCUCUGCAAAACAUGAGCACAUUGUCCGGGAAAAUGAGCGCUGCGGGUGAUGGGGAGAGCAUGAGAGAUGACGUACAUGUAGAAGAAAACAUUUUGGAUUUCUCUUCAUCUCCAAUCAAACCAAAUCAUCAUUUAAAAAAAACUGGCUUCAGAAUCAGACCUAAACUGGCCUCCGCUCAAGCCGUCCUAUCAUCCAGACUAGAUGAACCGAUGAAAAUGCACACAAACCUACAUGAGGAUAUAAAACCAGAACUUUUGGAUUGUUUACCACGAGCUGGUAAAGAAGCUACCACAGGCAUGGACACUGAGGAAAAGCAAGUGAUGGAGGAUGAAGCACGUGUUGAAGAAAAUUCAAAGAUGUUGUUUAAUGCAGAAUCUAGAAAGAACAUGUGGAGAAGCAAGUCGGACCUUAAGGAAAAACUGAAGGGCAGGAUGAGGGAGAGACUGGGUGGAAGUCUGGAUAACAUUUAUGAGGGCAAGGAGAGAGAGAAGAUGACUGAGAGCAGAAGGCAAAGGCAAAGGAGUUGGGCUUCAAAACAAAGAAACAUACAAGCGUCUGGGACUUCAAGAAAUGGGGAACUUUAUAUGAACAGAGGUAUGGAGAAAAAGGGUGAGGAACAGAAUAGAGAAAUGAAAGAUUACGUUCCUCAUCCUGUCCUCUCUCGGGUCCUCCUAUACUCCUCAGCUUCAUCAUCCUCUUCCUUCAAUAACUCUUCAGCCGAGAGCGACGAGGUCUUCAGCGAGGGAGAGGAUACAGCAGCAAGGAGAAAGACCUUGAAUAAGUGUCGAUCAUGGAGAACAUUUUUGACUAUGAUGCAGUGGUCCAAACGCACACAGAGAUCGUGGAUCCAGCUGGCUGGUCACCAAGGUAAUGUUAAGCUGAGUGAGGGUGGUGAGGUACUCAAGAGGUUUUCUGAGGUAGAAGACAGCUGCCUGCAGGAUCUCAUGUCUGAUGCGCUCUGUCAGUUCGUGCCUCAUUAUUAUGGACACAUCAGUCAGGACGGAGAGCGUUUCAUUCGUCUAGAGGAUCUAUUGAGUGGUCUUAGAUCUCCUGUGAUUAUGGACUGCAAAAUGGGUGUCCGGACAUAUCAGGAAGAAGAGAUCAUUAAGGCCAGGACUAAUGCCAGCAUGCGGGGUGAUAUGUAUCAAAAGAUGAUAAAAGUAGAUCCGGCAUCUCCAACUGCGGAGGAGCACGCACAGGGAGGCGUAACGAAGCUGCGUUACAUGCAAUGGAGGGAUGACAGCAGCACUACCUCAACGUUGGGCUUUCGCAUAGAGGGCAUAGUGAUGGGGAACGGAAAAGUAUUACGAGAUUUUUACAAGACACGCACAGAUGCCCAAGUGACAGAAACCCUAUUAUCUUUUACCAAGAGACAGGUUCAUAUUCUAAAGGCCUACAAAUCCAGAUUACAAGGACUGCAUGAAACAUUACUGCGGUCAACCUUUUUUAGCAAGCAUGAGAUCAUAGGAAGUUCUCUGCUCUUCGUCCAUGACUGCAACGGCAAAGCUAAUAUAUGGAUGAUAGAUUUCGGGAAGACCAUACCAACCCCAAACGGUGUCCAGCUGAGGCAUGAUGUUCCAUGGGUGGAAGGAAACAGGGAGGACGGAUAUCUCCUUGGUCUAAUCUCUCUCAUCUCUCUGCUGGGUGAAGCCAUCAGGGAAACAGAGGAACACGGUCAAGAGCCAUCAUCACUGGGAGUCUGAGCCAUCCCUUCAUUUUGUUCAUUGAAGACUGUCUAGAAAAAUCAUAUUCGAUUGGCACUGAAUUAAAAACUCACACAUGACAUGACUGUAAAAAGCAACAUUUUUAUAUACUCAAUGAGGCUGCAAGAUUGGAUCCUCUAGUCAAGACUAUUGACAUGUAACAGUAUUAAUAAAGCAUUAACUGCUUGCUUUGAAUUUACAUAUCUGUCUACUUAAUGCUUGAGAUGUUAUGAAAAGCUACUGUGAAGUGUCGGUUUGAUAUGGGAUAUGGCAUGACAAGCCAUAGAGGAAUCAUAAGAUCUACAAAAAAUGUAAAUAUUUACCUCUAAAAGAAAAUGUUAGUGCUAAAAGUG